UUCUCCCCUGAGCCAACAGGGUCAAGUAGACUUGAAUAGGAUCGACUGAAAAAACCUUUCCGAUCAAGUGGACGUCCUUGUUUUGUUGGCGCUGGGACAGGAGGCGAUGUACGAGGCGAUCGCUGAGAAGCUGCUAGAAAGUUCCCACCAUGGAUCCUCCUCAAGCACCCUUUGUAAGACUGAAUGAUGAGAAAAUCAUAGUAAAAUCAGAUGUUUUGUCUCUGUUGAAGACCUACAACUGUUAUCACGAAGGAAAGAGUUUUCAGCUUCGUAUUCGGGAGGAAGAGGGCGAGUUGAUCGUGGAGGGUUUACUCAACAUCUCCUGGGGCCUGAAGAGGCCAAUCAGACUGCAAAUGCAGGAUGAUAAUGAGCGGUUCCACUUUGCAUGUGCAGAAACAUGGAGGUCGGAGAACACAGGCUCGAACAGGAAUGAAAACAGCCAAGAAAGUCCAAGUCAGUUCUCAUGUGAGUCCAACAACAACAAAGUUACAGUACCUGCGUUAACCAGUGUGGAUAGCCUUGGCUCUGAGGAGGAAGCCCCUCAACUACUGAGAACAAGAAGUGACGCCAGCUUCAUGAACAUUCAGAGGAGAUCCAAAAUGCGCAGCGCAGGAGAUUUACAGCGGGUUAGAAGACAUCGCUUCUCCAUAAAUGGCCAUUUUUACAACCACAAGACAUCAGUCUUCACCCCAGCAUAUGGAUCAGUGACUAAUGUUCGUGUGAACAGCAAAAUGACAACACAGCAAGUCCUCAGUCUGUUACUUCAUAAAUUUCGGGUUGAGAAUAACAUUGAUGAAUUUGCCCUCUAUGUCGUCCACGAGUCAGGAGAGAGGACAAAGCUUAAAGACACUGAAUAUCCGUUGGUAUCGCGUGUGCUGCAUGGCCCAUGUGAAAAAAUUGCCAAGAUUUUCAUUAUGGAAAGUGAUCUAGGAGAAGAGGUUACACAUGAUGUUGCACAGUACAUCAAGUUUGAAGUGCCUAUUUUGGAUAGCUUUGUCAAAAAGUUGAGGGAAGAAGAAGAGAGGGAGAUUUUAAAACUGACAAGAAAAUACAGUGCAUUGAGGUCAAUGAUACUGGAGCAGCUGGAGGAGCUGUCUGAGAGUACAGACAGUGUGUGAGAAGAUCUAAAGAGAGUUAUUUGACUAAAGACACAGAUGCAAUAAUGUUUCUAUUAAUAUAUUUAUAAGACAUACUCAGGCAUGAUACACAAUGCUGUUGUUAAACUGCUGUAUGAGGCAUUUAAGCAUUUUGCAGUUUUUCUCAGUUGAUUUGGCACCUUUCUGCAAACUCAUUCCAUUCCCAAACAGUUCAUACAGCAGUGGGAAUUCUGUGAGUGGGAGUUCUGCUGGAAAUCAAAUAAUGCAAUCUGAUUAAAUAUAUGUAUAAUAACAAAUAAAGCAAUUGACACUGUUGCAAGAAAACCCUAUAUCAUAAAGUAUAGUGUGCCAUAGUACACACAAGCUACAUUAACCACAGGCAGUUAGUUGAAUUGAUUGAAAGUUUAACUUACUGAUAACAUGAGCAUCCAUAUAGUGAUCCAAAAAAUCAAUGAAGUUAAGGUAACAUAACAUUGGAUGUAAUAUUUUAUGAGGUGUAAAUUCUGUUGUAUUGGCUGUAUAAACUGUUAUGUGAGCCUGCAUGAUUUGUACAAAUGUGCUAAAUCAGCUGAAAAAGAACACUGUGAAUGGGACACUUUGUAAUUAACAACAUAUCAUUAUAGUUUUACACUGAAUGUAAUUAGCUGGAAAUGAUGUCAAACACACUAUUGUUAACUUUUUUUAAGAAUAUAAAAUAAAUUUUCAUAUGUAGACUGUA
Messenger RNA from Colossoma macropomum (tambaqui), 1815 nucleotides. It is a transcript of the gene rassf4a, whose product is annotated as Ras association domain family member 4a. Bases 150 to 1118 code for a protein of 322 amino acids. The transcript has 11 exons. The record is from RefSeq and is a predicted model, not a curated record. NCBI's taxonomy places the organism in Eukaryota, Metazoa, Chordata, Actinopteri, Characiformes, Serrasalmidae. Gene Ontology annotation, biological process: signal transduction.